Molecule: messenger RNA, 1037 nt
Organism: Penaeus monodon (black tiger shrimp)
Lineage: Eukaryota; Metazoa; Arthropoda; Malacostraca; Decapoda; Penaeidae
Exons: 1
Coding region: 419-733 (104 amino acids)
Source: RefSeq, a predicted model, not a curated record
AAACAUUGCAUGACAGAGCGAAAGGGCGAGUGGGUAACCCUCACAACCUCAUGCCACCUCUCACUCUCGUCUUAUAUAAGGGUGAUCACGGCGACUCCGAAUCACUUGUCUCUCAGCACACGAACAAUACAGACAUGAAGUUUCUGGUGGGUACAAAAAAAAAAAGAAAAUACAUAAAAAGAUAUUAAAACAUUACUUCAGUCUUUUCUUGAUUUUGAAAUAUUGAAUUUAUAUUUCCAACGUGUAUGUGCGUAUUUGUGGAUUUAUUGGACGGAUAUGGUCAGUAUAUCGUGCUAUGUUAUAUAACGUAAGGUGCAUGUAUAGUUUUUUAUAUACUCCGAUGACAAUUAAAGGUGUAUCUAAAUAGUGUGUGAAAAUGACAGAUUAAUUGAUUUAGCAAGUGUCAGUAUCUUAUAUCAUGACCCGGAUAUACAUACAUACUCGAAUACAUUCUUUAUACUAUAUUCUUCCCCAGACCAUAGUACUAGUGAGUGUUUCGGUGGCGUCGGCGGCUCCCCAGGAAGGGUACAACUACCAGGCUCCUACCGGUCAGGGGUCCCAGUUCUCGUCAGGGGCAGGCCAGUUCUCCGGUACCGGUUCUGGACAGUAUUCUGGAAAUGCGCAGUUUGCUCCGGCGCAGUACAGCUUCCAGUGGGAUGUCAACAAUCAAGCCUUUGGCAACUUCUACGGCCACAAAGAACAGAGAGAAAACGAUUACACCGAGGGGAGGUAAGUAUAAGGAGAAACUACAUUAUAUAAUAUAGUCGGGAAUUUAAAGAAGCAAGACAUGAAAUCCAAAAUAAAGGGAAAACAGAUAUACUGAAAAAAAAUUAAAUGAAAAUAAAUAAAAGUGGUGAAAAAACUAAGUGAUUCAAUGUAGAAAUUAUUCAGAUCUCUCUAAAAUCGACACCCACGCUUCUUAUAAGAAAGGUAAAGCAAACAGUAUCCAUAGCACCGUAAGAAUCACCGGAAGGAAAGUGGAAUUAGAGGCAGAAAAGUGCUUUUCAGAGGAAGUGAGGGCAGAGCCAAUGAUGAAG